AUGCGUUUCUCUACUCAGACCCUCGUUGCCCUGUUGGCCUCUCCUCUGUUGGCACUUGCCGCCGAUCCCAAUGGCUUCACCAACUCUGACUGGACUGGCAUCACUGCUGGAAAGUCAUACGACAUCAAGUGGGACCCUUCCACUGGUGGCACUGUAUCGCUCAUUCUGCGCUCCGGCGCCAACAACAACUUGACCCCUGGAGUCUACAUCGCUCAGGGCAUCGCCAACUCGGGUAGCUACACCUGGUCCGUCCCUAGCGACAUCACUCGCGGCUCCGACUACGCCCUCGAGAUCGUCGACGAUCAGGAUAGCUCCAAGGUCAACUACAGCUCCCAGUUCGUCAUUGACAGCACAAACACCGUCGCCUCGUCGACUUCGUACAUCAGCCAGUCGGCAUCUGCCUCAUCGGCCGCUUCCUCGGGCGUCUCGAGCGCCAACUCCUCCGCCUCCAAGGCCAGCAGCUCCGCCUCUGCCUCUAUGUCAUCGGCCUCAAGCUCUGCUUCGUCCGCUGCUUCCAGCGCUUCCAAGUCGAUGAGCUCGGCUGCCUCGUCGGCCUCAAGCUCUGCUUCCUCCGCUUCCUCGAGCGCCUCCAAGUCAAUGAGCUCGGCUGCCUCGUCGGCCUCCAAGGCCAGCAGCUCCACCUCUGCUGCUCCCACCUCCACCGGUGGUGCCAUGGCCUCCGCCAUUCCCUACGGUCUUUUGGCCCUUGGUGCUCUUGCUCUGUAA
Messenger RNA from Aureobasidium melanogenum CBS 110374, 726 nucleotides. RefSeq lists its product as uncharacterized. The coding region runs from base 1 to 726 and encodes 241 amino acids. NCBI's taxonomy places the organism in Eukaryota, Fungi, Ascomycota, Dothideomycetes, Dothideales, Saccotheciaceae. The transcript has 2 exons. The record is from RefSeq and is a predicted model, not a curated record.